GAAGAUUAACAAACAUUGCGUAAAAACUACUUCUGAACAUCAAUUAUAAAAGAAUGGAAAAAUAUUUAAAGAGUAUAUUGGUAAUGUAAAUAUUAAGAUGUUAUAAAAAGUUCGUAAUAAUCAAGUGGAAUAAGUGCUCCGCCGAAGUGCGCGGAUAAGUCGAGUACGUCGUUUUCGAAAAAAUUACUCUAUAAAAGCUCUCCAAAGUUUUAUUGGAGUAUUUGAAAGCCUUCUAGGGACAUAUGCAAUUUUUUUGAAGAUCUUUGUGUUCCGAAAGUGAUAAUGUAUAAAAAGGAUUGUUACAAUUACGGAAUAAAAGCGCCUUCGUAAAUAAAUUAGUGUAAUGCUGCGAAUACGAAGCCCAAUGAGAUAUAUGUGAAAAGAGCUUUUAUGCGGAUUCUGCCGCAACAUCAUUGCGAAUUCAGGGAUUUUUCGCGUCUCGGACGGUUCGUCUGGUCAGCAGCCGCCAUUUUGCUGCCUUCACAACUGACAUGUCUUUCUAAUGUUAUUAUCGAUGAGUGCUGAAGUUUGUGCGUGGCUUUACAAUUGCUUUGGGGAAUAUUUUCUUAGUGGAGGUCAGGUGUGUUUGUGAAACAGCCAAUUUUUAUAAACUUGGCAGGAUCAUCUUCGAUCAAUUCCAACCUCGGCCGGAUGUUGAGCUGAUAAAUGCAGCUCUGUGAGUCUUCUUGUUAUACUGAAUCCACCCUUGUUAUGGGGUUGAAAUUUGAUCAACAAUUAGCGUGACAAGCGUUUCGUCUAUUGUGGAUUUAAGCUCAAUCAACGCACAGCUACGCUACUCGGUGUUAUAUUGUCAAUAAGCGGAGUGAACAUAACCAAACAGCGUGACCUGCCCCAAUAUAAAGUGUUGUAGUCAAAGUUUAGGAGCUAGGGCUUUGCUGACGAUGGCCUUGCCCUAUCACAGAUUCGCAGAGCUCUCUCAAGAUCAUUUACAACUGUGGUACUCAAUGCACGGAAGUAGUGCUGUCAAAGAUGUAUAGGACAUGUUUGGUGUGAACAGCGAUGCUAGGUGGAACGGGAAAGGACAGAGGCAGCAAUCGGUGAAGGUCCCUGUUCGCGAGAACUCAAACAUGGACAAUAAAUUGAAAUUUUCGGACCGGCUGAAGGCUCUGCUGAAAACUGAGGCUCGACAAGACGUCGAUCCGUACAUUUUCAGCGAACCGGAACCAUUUGCUGCGGCUACUGGAAGAAACACGAAGUUGACGCCUUCGAAAAAUCGUAGGGUGAUCCUGAAUAGUAAGAACAACAAAGUAAAAGGAAAAUGUAUAAAGCAAAGCAUAAAAAUGGAAUCCGUUGGGGAUACGGGUUUCGGAGGAGCGUCGGACAGAAACUCGGAAUUGGAUGAGGAAGGCAGUAGCGCAAGAAGUGUGGAACUCCGGUACCCUAAUACCGUUCGUCGAAAACAUCGUCAUCUGGAGAAUCUGCAAAGAUUAAAAUCACGGCGACAGAGUCGAGAUCACACCCUAUUAUACUACCCUCGAGCGGGCGAUGAGAUUUCGGACAGCGAUUCGAGUGGUGACGAGAUGACCGUAUAUCAGCGUCACUGGUUCUCCGGCGAAACGCCAAUGGCUCUAAAUCGCUCAGCACGACUUUCGCAAUUGCGUUCCCAGCUGCGUCGACGAUUGAUCCAGUUGCACAAGAGCGGACCAGAGUCUGAAGCCCUACUGCGCGAGAGGACACGUUGUUUAUUAGAAGCUGCUUGCCGAGAUCCCGAGUCCACAGCUAAAGCCCUGCACGAUUUGCCAGGAACAAGUAAAAUUAUAGAUGGACCUUUACUAGUAGGAGGACCGUGCGGAGCGGAUGGCUGUCGUCAGACGUCCUUACCUUGCACGCGCCAUUGUUCCCGGCACAUAAUGCUGAAUGGGGAUCAGCUUUUGUUCGAACAUUGCACUGCCAAGUUUAGUGACAACACUCAGUGUUGUGUUCCCGUAUUCGAUGUUGCGCAUGAACUACCUCUAUGCCCAGAACAUGCUAGGAAAAGAGAUAAUUAUCAUCGCAAGGCCCAAGAAUCGAAACCAAAGAAAGCUCGUAAGAAGCCGGCAUCUCCUACGAUCCCGAGGCCUAAGCCUAAGUCCAGACCCAAAAAGCGGAAGCGACCACCUUCUACUAAGCUGGAGUCGAAGAGUUUAACAAUACCUAACGAAGAGAAUCGUUAUGUAAACCAGAUCACCACGGGCGAAAAUCAUACCAAGACAUUGAAUAAUUUGAAUGUACCACAAGGAAGCUCAAAUUCGUCGAAUUUGAAUCUUGGAUUAGGAUUGGGCUCUCUCGGCCUUGGCACAGGACUCAAGGUUGAACUGGGAGACCAUGAGGUGUUCGCAUCCCUAGAUCCAGCGGAGCACGACUUUGGCAAUGUGCUCAACAACUUACCUGCUGAUGCUUUUAACGAUUUAUUCAUUGAAAGCAGGAAUGGAGAAUAUGAACCAUCGAGAGAGGAAGAAGAGGAGCUGGAACGGGCGCUAGAGGCAGUUGACAAAGAUGUUCGUAAUCUGGAGCGAAUGGGCCAGUCACACGGGCUCCUGGAGCCGGCUUUGCUUGCUCAGCUCAUGUCGGAUAUCGCUUCGUAGCCCCCUCCGCCCUGAUAAUCCAGUCUCGAAAUGAUUCGGUUCGCGCGUGUUCCUUAUGACGUAGAGAAAAAAUAUACUGUUCGUGUCUGUGCUGGUAAACGUAACAUUGUAUUACUAACUGUCGUAUAGUUAACGCGAAUUUGAAGUAAUGCCAGGGAUGGGUGCAUGGAUUGUAUGGGAUGGCAUGUAGCGUCCUUGUCGAUAUAGUACAGAUAAUGCUAAACAAAUGGUCAUGUUUUUGAUCAAGUAUGUGUUGGGGAAAUUGACUCGCUUGUAAGUGCUGCAUUUGAUCCUCUCGUAUUUCUGGAUAGAUGCAUCGAUUACAAGACGUCGCCUACGUAGGACUAGUUGUAUCGAACCCAUCCAGGAAUGGCAGGAAUUUAAAAAACCUGUGGUUUUAGCUGUAGGAAUAUACAUGAUCAUGUUUACUGUUCAUCGGUAAAUGACAAUGCAGUGAAACACCAGUUAUUGGCACAAUGUUCAGCACAUACAGACACUCCGUGAUGUAAGCAUCUAUUGACACACGUAACAUUUAUUCUCUAUGUGUAUCAAGACUUUGGAUUAUUUUAACCGAUCGAUGAACGCAACCAGGUCCGUCAUUUUGGUUGAAUUUCCAUAGCCAGAAAUUAGAACUCCAGGGGCUGAAAAGAUCCAAGAGCUUCGAUUGUCAUCGUGAAAAAACCAAGGGUUUCGCGCAGUAUGGAUUUUCAUUUGAAUUCUGACUUUACGAAUGUGCUUUGUACAUAAUUUGCUACCAUAGUUAAUAUUUGUAAAUUACAACGGUUCAAUAUAGCGGAUAAUGAUUAUUUGCAAAAUAUUGUCGGCGCCCAGUGUCACGUAAACCGUUUAUGAAGGAUCCAAAAUUCCUUCCUGAUACUCGUGAAUGCUGCAAUAUUUUUCCACGUGCAAGUGUAUAUGCCUUUAUGCACAAGACGGCAUGUUUUUAACAAUGGCGCUUAGACCUUCUCUUUUUAUAUAGGUUUCAAACGCGAAAUACAUUAAUACUUUUCAAAGUAAAACAAUUGUAGGGAAGGUCCAGUACGAAGGUCACACUAUAUCCAAUAGUUGCUCCAAAAAGAAUGUCUUUUUGGUUUAUGUUCUAAUAAAAAAUAAGGAUUUUUUACAGUUUUGUCCUCAUUGAGAUACCUGAUUGAGUGGAGCACCGUUGCACAGGCACACGACUGAAUUUAUAAAGAAAAAUGCAUACCUCAUAUGUCCAUACAUGCUCACGCAUCCCUUCUAUUGUCUUAUCGAUCGAAUGCAUCAAAUACGAUUGAUAUUUGCAGUUAAUGCAGAAUGAUCGAUAAUUUCACCCAAUCCAUACUGUAUUAUAUUCAUCUAGACAAUUAUUAAUUAAUGAUUAGUUACAAUGGAACAAUAGAGUAACGAUGAGAAGCGCCAAAGGAGUAUCUUUUAGAUAUUCUUCUGUAUCAUUUGUAAACAGCCAUGCGGAGCUCUCCGCAGUAAUUUUUUUUUUUUAUAAAAUGGCGAGUCUGUCGCUGUGACAUGGUUUCAGCCGAGAAGCUGCAUCUCAGAGUAUCCGCUACUAUUUAUUUAUUUAAAUACUCCAUAUAGGAAUCUUUGUAAUAUCAAAAGCAACGAUCGGCCAUAGAUUCUGGGACUUUAGAAUUUACUUGUCAAUAUUAUAUGAUUUGCUGUGCCACUCGUUGAACAAAGAUUGUUAUUACGUAUUCUUAUGUAUUUGGUUACUAUGAAUGCGGUGGAUCUCGGAAUUUCGCACUUGAAUCUUGGAAUCAUGUAAGUGAGCGCUAAAGUAUGACAAUUUAUAAUGAUUUAGCUGAAUAAAAUGUAACUCGGAAUCUCGGUGACGAGAUGAACUUGAUAUUAAGAGUUUCCUAUUCCGUUCGAAGUAUGCAUGCCGCUCAUAAAUGUUAAAUCAAAGAUGGAUGCACCUCGAACAACGAUUUUGUUAGCCAAGCAUCGACUGACUGGUAUAAGUAGCAAAUUGUCACGCGAAUCAAAGAAUAAUAUGAGUUACGUCAAGCCCCAUAUUGGGGAGCGAAAAUCUUCUGUCUUAGGAUCUGCGCUAUCCUCAUCUUUACAUUGUUAUUACUAUAUUUAAUGGUAGUUAGCAGUUACAAUUAUUAGUUAUAUGCGGCGGAAGCAGCGAUGUCGAAUCUGAACGUGAAAGCAUUAUUCGCUGCUCCUAAUGUACCUAUAUGUGUAUGUCCUUGUAACAUAUUAUCAUUACUAUUCUGAUUAGGCAGUACCAAUUACAAUAAGCAUAUUUUUUACAUUGCCUUGUAGCGCUCAGUUGUGUCUGUCCCUAUCUUACACGUCCUUGUAUAUUCUUCUCUUUCUCUCUCUCUCUCUCUUUGUUUUUUUUUAAAUCAUAGUGUAUCUCAAUGCUUCUGCAAUUCCAAUGAACGGUUUAUACGAUAAAAAGAAGUAACACACUUCUUACAAUUUAUGUCUGCAAACUCUUGUUCAAUUAUUUCUUUAUACUUAUUCCCAGGAAACGCAAUUCAUUACUUUUGUUCAAUUUAUGCAGCGCUUAUAAAUUUUCUUGGUAAUUACUGAGUUUUUGUCUAUUUAGCCGUAACGAUUUGUACGUUUGUUUGACUAAUUAUUGCAAAUUACAUUCAGAGCGAGAAUGAAUUUUCUAUGGUAAAUCUUUUCGCUUGGUCACUAAAUGUUAUUUUGGAUAUA
Molecule: messenger RNA, 5255 nt
Organism: Cephus cinctus (wheat stem sawfly)
Lineage: Eukaryota; Metazoa; Arthropoda; Insecta; Hymenoptera; Cephidae
Product: INO80 complex subunit D
Exons: 4
Coding region: 1002-2585 (527 amino acids)
Cellular component (GO): nucleus
Source: RefSeq, a predicted model, not a curated record